Molecule: messenger RNA, 207 nt
Organism: Sparassis crispa
Lineage: Eukaryota; Fungi; Basidiomycota; Agaricomycetes; Polyporales; Sparassidaceae
Exons: 4
Coding region: 1-207 (68 amino acids)
Source: RefSeq, a predicted model, not a curated record
AUGCUUCUCAGUAAGAGAACCACUGGUUUACUGCCUACAGUCACCGCACAGCGAUCAUUACCGCCGGAGAUGCAUUUGUUUAGGAAGCGAAGAGACUGGCCUCGCACCAGGUUUUCCUCGAUUUACCGCAUACCGCCGUGGUGUCUCCUAGGGCUUAAUUUAACUCCGGUUCCCCUCACAGAUUAUCCGAGGCAAGUUGCGACGUGA